Molecule: messenger RNA, 579 nt
Organism: Bactrocera latifrons
Lineage: Eukaryota; Metazoa; Arthropoda; Insecta; Diptera; Tephritidae
Product: formin-like protein 20
Exons: 1
Coding region: 117-551 (144 amino acids)
Source: RefSeq, a predicted model, not a curated record
ACAGUUGGCGGUUAUAACGCGGCCGAAACACACACAGGUCUAAUAACAAGGCUUUUUUAAAAUAAUAUUUAAAAACAUUUGGCAGAGAAAACAGCACCUGACAUAGCAAUACAGAGAUGCAUGGACCCGGCAGAGGUGGAUUUAGACCCGGACCUGGACCGGCCAAGGUGAAUGUGGUAAUGCGACCGCCACCUCGACCUUCACAAGUGAAUGUAAAUAUCAAUGCGCCACGACGUCCUGUUGUAAACGAGGUUGUUGUAGUAGGUGGUGCGCCACCGUUACUGCCAGUUGCCGGUAUGAUGUUGGGCGCAUCAAUGGUUGCUGGCGCAGCAAUGGGUGCAGUGGCAGCAUCGGCUGUAAGUGGACCCAGAGAGGUUAUAGUAAAUGCACCACCGCCACCACCAUCGACGGUGAUUGUUAAUACGCCGAGCGUACAACAGCCGGUUGGUUAUUCUGGUAUGGGUGGAGCGCCAUCUUCAACUACAGUGAUUAUAGAAGGUAAUGCUCCAAGAAUGCCGCCGCAACCGUCGACAACAGUGAUGUAUUUGUAAAUAUUUGUAGAUCUAAAUAAAUUGUUAA